Colletotrichum graminicola M1.001 is the source of this 171-nucleotide messenger RNA. RefSeq lists its product as uncharacterized. The annotation marks the transcript as partial. Gene Ontology annotation, biological process: outer mitochondrial membrane organization. The record is from RefSeq and is a predicted model, not a curated record. The transcript is spliced from 2 exons. Lineage: Eukaryota; Fungi; Ascomycota; Sordariomycetes; Glomerellales; Glomerellaceae.
CGACUCUAUGCCAAGGCCACAUUACCGAACUUGCGACGUCUUUUCAUCGAGGCAAGAACAGAUGAUGAAGAGAGAGAAGUAUCUAGAAAGGCAUUCUAUAACGCAGUUCUAUUCAUGAGCUCCGUGGCAGUCUUCAGCUUAAUAGCACAGAGAAUGAAUGCUAUCAAAUGA